AUGUCCAAACGAAGUGCAUCCGACAGGACGACAGACGGCCAAGCAUUCGCAAAGGCCUCCGGAAGUGGGGCUAAGCGUGAUGAGAAUGAAGUAAAUGAUAUCGGUGAGUUCGAGGAUGCUUGGGAGGAUGAAAUCGAAUCCGAAGAGGAUGUGGUCGAUGGAGAGGCUGGGGACGGCGAAGAUGGAACGCAUGUCCUUGGAAAGGACGAGAUAUUGGAGCCUGAUGACUCAGUAUAUAUCAUGCGCCAUUCAAUGAAUGUGACAUGGCCUUGUUUGUCGUUUGAUGUCCUCCGGGACAGUUUGGGGGACGAACGGCAGCGAUACCCAGCAACUGCAUUUCUUGUCGCUGGAACACAAGCAGAUCAAGCAAGCAAAAAUGAGCUUACAGUCUUUAAAAUGAGCUCACUGCAUCGAACUCAAAAAGAUGGAGAUGAUUCAGAUUCGGACGAGGAGGAUGAUGACGCUCUCGAUGAAGAUGCUAUAUUGGAAUUCCGUUCAGUACCUCACCACGGUGGCGUAAACCGCGUUCGUGCCCAACCCUUACCACCAUCAUCACCUCUACCUUCAGCAUCACAGCCCUACUAUACCGCAACGUGGGCCGACACUGGCAAAGUCCAUAUAUGGGACAUUAGACCGCUUAUCGAGUCUCUCGACGUUCCGGGAUACUCCCAACUUUCACAAUUAACUCGCAUGGUCGCUGCCGAAGGAUUUGCAAUGGAUUGGGCAUCAUCGGGAGAUGCAAAUCCCUCAUCACUACGUCUACUCACUGGAGACGUGCACUCGAAGAUAUACCUGACGACAACUACGCCAUCGGGAUUCAAUGCCCUUUCUCAACCGUUCACGUCACAUACCUCCAGUGUUGAGGACCUGCAGUGGAGCCCAUCCGAGCCCACCGUUUUUGCAUCAUGCUCUGCGGACUGCAGCGUGCAGAUCUGGGACGUGCGGAGUAAAGGACGACGAAGUGUGGCCGGAAUCGAGCCAGCGCAUGAGAGUGACGUGAAUGUGAUUAGCUGGAAUCGAAAUACUGGUUACCUCCUUCUCAGUGGCGGUGAUGAAGGUGGAAUCAAAGUUUGGGACUUACGCAAUGUCCAAAAGAAAGGGACAACAGUGGUUCCCAGCCCCGUGGCGUCUUUCAAAUGGCACAGCGCCCCUAUAACCGCUAUCGAAUGGCACCCAACUGAAGACUCGAUAUUCGCUGCGUCUGGAGCGGAUGACCAAGUGACCCUUUGGGAUCUCGGGGUAGAACCGGACGAUGACGAAGCAGGCAUACCCAUGAACGAUGCACCUGAUGGUGCGCGGGACGUCCCACCGCAACUCCUCUUCGUCCAUCAGGGUCAAAAGGAUGUCAAGGAAAUUCACUGGCACCCACAGAUUCCAGGCACAGUUUUAAGCACUGCACUUGAUGGAUUCAACAUAUUCAAAACGAUAUCAGUGUAGUUGUGCGCCGG
Messenger RNA from Suillus paluster, 1448 nucleotides. RefSeq names its product WD40-repeat-containing domain protein. The record is from RefSeq and is a predicted model, not a curated record. Gene Ontology annotation, molecular function: protein binding. The coding region runs from base 1 to 1437 and encodes 478 amino acids. Lineage: Eukaryota; Fungi; Basidiomycota; Agaricomycetes; Boletales; Suillaceae. The transcript has 5 exons.